Molecule: messenger RNA, 208 nt
Organism: Racocetra persica
Lineage: Eukaryota; Fungi; Glomeromycota; Glomeromycetes; Diversisporales; Gigasporaceae
Source: the annotation of a GenBank genome assembly
CAAGUUAGAUCAAACAAACGAAGUAAUCAAUAAUACUAUAAAUGAAGAAGUCAACAAUACUAUAAACAAUGAAAUCAAUGAUACUAUGCUUGAUACUUUUCUGGAAAAAAUCAGUAAUGAUUAUCAAAAUGGUGGCCCACAAUUCCGUGCAACAUUGGAUAAAUUUUCCAAACAAUAUCACGCAUCAAAGGCACUUUCAUUUGUCUGA